Colletotrichum lupini is the source of this 1494-nucleotide messenger RNA. RefSeq lists its product as uncharacterized. NCBI's taxonomy places the organism in Eukaryota, Fungi, Ascomycota, Sordariomycetes, Glomerellales, Glomerellaceae. Bases 1 to 1494 code for a protein of 497 amino acids. The record is from RefSeq and is a predicted model, not a curated record. Gene Ontology annotation, molecular function: oxidoreductase activity, acting on CH-OH group of donors; flavin adenine dinucleotide binding. The transcript is spliced from 5 exons. Gene Ontology annotation, biological process: secondary metabolite biosynthetic process.
AUGGUCUUUGUGCGCGGUGGGAAGUCAGAGUAUGCGGCUUGGGAGCAGCUGGGUGCCAAAGGCUGGGGAUGGGAUGACCUGUUGCCGUACUUUCGGAAAAGCGAGAAUUUCACGACCCCGCCUCAAGACUUUGCUGACGCUGCCAACAUCUCGUGGGUAGAGUCGGCUCACGGCCACACCGGACCUGUCCGUGCCUCGUAUCCCAAUUAUUAUUUCCCCGGUGCUGAAAACUUCUGGCAAGCUGCUCUACAAAGCGGCCUCACCCCUUCCCCGGACCCCAAUGGCGGCGACCGGGCGGUCGGUCUCUUCAACUUCCCCACCCUCGCCGACGCAACAACCCGGACCCGGAGCCACGCGCGGAUCAAUCAUUACCAACGCGUCAAAGACUCUCGUCCCAACUACCACAUUCUGGCUGAACACACUGUAUCCAAAAUCCUUUUCAAGGGAAAGCGGGCCGUUGGUCUCGAGUAUCUACCUUCAACUGGAGGUGAGCGUCUCGACGUCUACGCGAAGAAGGAGGUCCUCCUGGCUGCUGGGGCGCUUCAUACCCCACAGAUUCUACAGCUUUCUGGCAUCGGGUCAAAACAGUUCCUGAAGACCUUUGGAAUCGAUUCCGUUGCUGAUCUGCCUGGGGUUGGCGAGAACUUUAUGGAUCAGGGUGAACUAAAGGUUCCCUUCACAUUUGAGAACAACAUUUUCCCCAACUCUGGAGCUCUAGACACCAACAAAACAUACGAUGCCGAACAACGCGCCCUUUACGAUGCCCAAAAGCAAGGAGCGUACACCAUCGUCAGAACCCUGAGCACAAACCUAGCCGUACCGCCGCUAGCCAACACAACCUCCUCCUGGCGCGACAUCCUCGCCACUGCAAAGUCCCACGACCCCACCGAGUAUCUUGCUCCAGGUACCCCUGCAUCCGUUCAAGAAGGCUACAAGAAGCAGCGGGAAAUCGUUCUCGACCAGCUCGCAGGACAAGACGUGCCCCUCGGCAUGGUCCACUGGGGCACCGGCAAUAGUAUCACGCUCUACUUCCUCCGGGCGCUGAGCCGGGGGUCGGUGAAGAUUAACUCCACGGACCCGCUGCAGCAACCCGUCAUUGACUUUCGCACUGCUUCUGAUCCCACUGACUUCGACCUCGCUGUGGCGCUAUUUGAGAAGGGGAAGGAGAUCAUGUCUGCGCCGGCGAUGAAGAUUCUUGGGCCCAAGAUGGCGGCACCGUAUGAUACCGCUUCCAAAGAAGAGAUGAAGACGUUGCUGGCUGCGAACAUGUCACCUUCGAACGCCCAUUCGUGUUGUACUGCGGCUAUGGUACCCAAGGAAGAAGGAGGUGUGGUGGAUACGGAGAUGCAGGUUUAUGGGGUUAAGGGGUUGAGGGUUAUUGAUGUUAGUUAUUGGCCCAUGGUGUUGACUGCAGCGCCGACGGCAACGACUUAUGCCUCUGGAGAAAAGAUUGCGGAUAUCAUCAAGAAAAAGUAUGGUAUCGCCUCACUCUGA